This is a messenger RNA of Anisakis simplex (herring worm), 324 nucleotides long. NCBI's taxonomy places the organism in Eukaryota, Metazoa, Nematoda, Chromadorea, Rhabditida, Anisakidae. The record is from the annotation of a GenBank genome assembly.
AUGGUUGAUUCAAGUGAGAAUUUUAAGGCAUCUGGGGUAAAGGUAGACGCAUCUUGCAAGAAAGCAUACGAUGAUCUUCACAACAGACAUCUUCAUGCUUUCAUCAUAUUCAGAAUCUCCGAUGAUGACACCACGAUUAUCGUUGACAAACUUGGCGAGAAAGGAGCGCCAUAUUCGGAUUUUGUUGAAGUUCGUGAAUUUUUUAUUCGUUUCGAAUCGUCAGUAUUCAGUGGUAAUGCUGACUGGUUACAAUCAUCAUUUGAUCAACGAGGGAUCAACUCUCUAGACUUGAUUUACGUGAACACUUAUAAAGGUAGCCAAUAA